CUGUUCAAUUUUACUUCUCCAUCACAAAUUAAAGUCACGCCAUGAGAUCUCGGAAGUACUUCCAGGCAGCGAAUCUUCUACUGUUUGGAAUUAUCCUGUUGUUCAUUCAGACGAAGGAAACUUCGGCCGGAGCGAACCGAGGGGAACGAGGGAAGCUGGUCGUGACAAAUAAGAACGACUGCAAAUGUCCGAAAGGGGACGACUCGGACUGGAACAAUGGAGACUUCUUCUACUGUGGCAGCCAGAUCAACUCGGCCAAAUGUGACCUCAACGCAGUAUACUCUUGCGAGGGGAAGGCGUCAGGUGACGACCCCGUGAUAGUGGCGAAAUGCAACACGGAAUGUCGUCUCAACACUGUCAGCCCUGUCGCCUACUGCGAUGUGGAGUACAAGGUUCCCAAACGUGCAAAGUAUAGCGGAAAUCCAGAAGACCUGAAAAGUCAAACCUAACUUAUCAUGCUAAAAUGACCUAAUUAUAUGUACACAGUUAGAAAUGGAUGGCGAAAAUGAUUGACUUGAUUAAGGAAUGCUAAAU
This is a messenger RNA of Folsomia candida, 534 nucleotides long. RefSeq lists its product as uncharacterized. The coding region runs from base 42 to 449 and encodes 135 amino acids. The record is from RefSeq and is a predicted model, not a curated record. Lineage: Eukaryota; Metazoa; Arthropoda; Collembola; Entomobryomorpha; Isotomidae. The transcript is spliced from 2 exons.